UAAAUUUUGACGUGUCUCCUGCAAAGACGGAAAAAGUAGUCAAUCGAAAAUAAUUUUCUGCUGUAAAAAGUCAACAAAGAGGUGAAAAUUUUGUGCUGUUAGCAGUUGUUUCCGUUCUGGUGAUGUAAAACACUCAAGGUCGUCACGGUGGAGGAACUACAAGACACGACGACGAUGAGCUGGUUCGAUACGACGGGCAUAGCCAAUCUGGCAAAGAACGCCCUGAAGGAGGCUCAGAAGCAAAUUGAUAAGGCAUUGGACAUCAAAGAGGAUGCAGUGGAGGAGGUGGCCGGGGAUGGGCAGCAGGAAUCUGGGACGAAGGUCGAUCGGGGCGAGAGCAAAACGGAACCAUGUACUCCGGUGAGUGCCGAGGCUAAGGGAGGCGGCAAUGUUGGCAAGGGGCAGAUUGAUAGUAUAUGGGGAUCGUUCACGGGGUCGUUUUUCGAGCAGCCAGUGACGACUGCGAACAUGACGGUGACGAAGGCUCCUUCCAGUUUGAAGCGGAAGAGCUUCGAAGACUCAGGUAUAGCGGAGGUUCCCGGGAAGGUUGGCUCACCGGAGGCUAGUUCGGAGUCGAUUGAACUGCUGAGUCCGGUGACGACGCCGGGAUCGGCGCUAACGUCGCCCAGUUCGGGGCCAACCAUUGGACAGGAAUCGGAAUCGGUGGAGGUGAUCAAGGUUCAAGGGACGCCUUCCAGUGUUUCGACUCCGGAUUCGAUAACUACGAUGGACCGGAGCUCAAUUGAUGGGGACGAUAUGAAGUUUACCUCGGUGGAGCUGGUCGAUGAUGACAUCAGCGUGGAGGAAGAUUCCGAGGUGUCGUACACCUUGUCGGAACAGCCAAUUACGGUGAUGGAAACGGGCGAGGGAGGAGUUCCCAUAACGGUGGCCCCGAGUAGAAGUAGUUUGCAUUUGAGUCUGGAGAAACCGACGAUUUCGAGGCAGAUGACGUUCUCAGAAGUAUCCGGGUGCGAAACGGAAGAGUCGAAUGAUUCGGAAACAACGCUGACGUCGAUCGAGAAGCUUAGCAGACAGUCUGACGAGCAUCUGGACAAGUCGUACGAGAAUGUAGAGAUUCAGACGCAGAUUUCCGACUCAACGCAUAGUUUUGAAGAGAUUCCUGCAGCUGCACAGGUACCGUUGCUAGCGGAACCGAAACAGCAGGAAGGAACAUCAUCGCAAAAUUCCGGGGAUGAGAUUGAGACGGCCACGUCGUCGGAUAUUGAGAUCAUAUCGAGCCCGAAUGGAGAUUCUAGCAGCACCAAUAGUGGCGCCUACCGGGCCAGUCCUCUAAAGAUCACUGAUGGUAAGAGCAACAUAGAUAUAUUGAUGAUCAAGAAACGAGGACAUACGCGGGAACCGUCGGAGGUGUCAGUGCAGAGCGGAAACAGUGACGAUUUGAGCGAGGCGGAAAAGUUGAUGCGAAGGAUAACGGAAAUCUCGGAGAUCCUGGAACAGAGGGAGUUUCGGUUGCUGGAACUUGGCCGACAGAAUGCGGAACUGCAUGAACAGAACUGUCAGCUGACUGCUCAGCUGGAAUCGAAACAGAGACGUGCCGAUAGCACAGAAUCGGAUGAGUACACACAGAGAUUAUCAGCACUGGAGAAGAAGUUCCAGCAGUCGAUUCGGGAACGGGAGGCUUUGAAGCGUCAAGUCGACACAAUCCGGUCGGAAGCCCAGGGAAAAAUGAAUCGAUCCGAGAUGGACAAGGUUAUUAGCGAUAAGGACUUUAUGAUCGAAGAACUCAAGAAGGAAGGCGAGAAUCUGUCCAAACAAGUCCUGAACCAUUCCAACAUUAUCAAGAAGCUUCGACUCAAGGAGAAGGACAACGAAGCACUGAUCAAGAAGCUUAAGGAAGACAUUGGUGAUUUAACAGAUGAAACGGAGCGAUUGAAGCGUUCUCUGUCCGCCAAAGAGGAGGUCGAGCGAUCCCAAAUCGAUGCAGUUCACAAACUAUCCUCGGAGAAGCGAAAACUCGAAAAAGACAACGGUUCGCUGAAGAGCCAACUGGAUGAUCAUACUCAAAAGCUGGAGACGCUGAAGAAAAGCUUCGACUUUGCUAAGAAAGAACUCACCGAAAAGUCGGAAGCCUAUCAGGAUCUGGUGAAGAAAUCUUCCCAGCUGGCCACGAUGGAAUCGGAACACAGUCAUAUCCAGAGGGUGAACGAACAAAUCAGCACAGAGUUGGACGAUUUACGGGAGAAGCUACGGCGAGCGGAAGCGGAACACGCCCAUCGAAUCCAGCGGUUGAAGAACGAGAAUUCGGAUCUUUUGUUGCGCGUGGAGGAAACCGAGACUCGAGCUGAGGAAGAGAAGAAUGCCACUGCAAUGGUCACCGUUCCUUUAAUAAAGCAGAUCGAAUCCCUCCAGAAUGGCCUCCGGAAUAAGGAACGACUCUGGGAGCAACGCGAAUCGGACAUCAUUCGCAAACUGGACGAAUCCCUGGAAAAGUCCAAAGCCUUCGGAGAUAACGAGCGAACGCUAAAGGAGCAGAUCUUCACCCUAAACGGACGAAUUUCCAAUCUCGAAGAACGGCUGACUGCCGCCCUGUUCAAAUCCGAAGAGCUGACCAACAACCUCCAGCAGAAGCAGAUCGAAAUGGACCUGCUUGAGAGUGAUCACAAACUCAAGCUGAAAAACCUCGAAGACGAACGGAAAUCCUACCGUGGUAAACUUUUGGAACUGGAGUCCAAUACUGCGGAACAGGACCGGAAGAUAGCGCAGCAAAAGGAACAACUCGAUACCAUCAAACAACAGCAACAGCAGCAGCCGCACCAAGCGUCCCAACAUCACCACCCCAAGCACGAAGCGAACCGGCAGUCUCCUCCGUCACCGUCGCAGGCUCUCGGAAUCCUCGGCGAAUCAUCUCGAACUUCUUCCCCGACACCCAGCAUGGGAAACCUGUCGCUGCCGGAAUCGAUCGGAAGCAUCCCGUGGAAUCAGAUGGAUGACGACGCCGGAUCCAACAGCGGUCGGCAAACGAUCGGAGGAGCUCCGCUUCUGCAUACAACCUCACUGCUGGAGAACCUCCAGGCCACCCUGAAGCAACGGGACGGCGAAGUCUACCAGCUGCAGUGGGAACUGUCGCGCUUCCAGCAGGAACGGAACGUACUGAAUGCGGAGAUUUCCAACCUGACCGCGGAACUGGACAUGAUCCGCGAAAAAUCGGAACGCGCUGCCCAGCUGGAGGAGGAGUUCCAACAGCUACAGGAACGCUACGAUGCCUUGCUGCAGCUAUACGGCGAGGCGGUCGAGAAGAUCGAAGAACUGAAGCUAGACUUGGUGGACGUGAAGGAGAUGUACAAGGUGCAGAUUGACGACCUGCUGCGGCAAGUUGCCGCCGGGAAGCAGUUGUAGUCGACUCGUGUGGCGACGACGACGACGACGACUACAACUAUGGACGACUCCCUGGAGUUGACGUCGGGACAGGAUCGUCGUAGUGGGUAUGACGCGAGUGGUGGCAAGUGUUUCUAAAUGUGAUAAUCGUCUGCUUCUCGGUGGAAUGCUUUCGAGGGUGCAAUAAAGCGAAAGAUGGAGCUUUCUGCUGGAUUGUGAAUGGUUUGUUGCAAAAGAUUAUACGUCACGUAAGUUGUAAAUAGUGCCGGUUAAGUUUUGCUUUAAGGAUAAACUUGUUUUUCAUCACAUUUCCAAUGCUGGUUCAUUUUUAAUCCCGCAAAGAAAACGCAGUCGUUGAAGCUUUCAAAACUCGGAGUCCAGCUGUUUGUAGGUUCGUGUAGCAAAGCGAAAGGUUAGGAAUUAAUUAGAGAGGGAAUAUAGAUCGUACUGUGCUGGAUAUUGCUACUAUUUAAACAAUUAGAAUAAUGAUUGGUAUAUCAGAUACGUCAAAUAGCAGUCGAAAGUUCAAGCUCCUUAAUUUUAUAAACUUCUCGUAUGAUAGGUAAUAUAUUUAUCUCCCACA
Ochlerotatus camptorhynchus is the source of this 3919-nucleotide messenger RNA. RefSeq names its product TATA element modulatory factor-like. Gene Ontology annotation, cellular component: Golgi apparatus; endoplasmic reticulum. The transcript has 2 exons. The coding region runs from base 175 to 3357 and encodes 1060 amino acids. The record is from RefSeq and is a predicted model, not a curated record. Lineage: Eukaryota; Metazoa; Arthropoda; Insecta; Diptera; Culicidae.